CCUUUUCCUCAAGAAAGAUCACCAAGUAUACCUGCAGGACACGACCGUCCCGAACAGCAUUAAUGCAUUCCGCUGUACCCUCACACCUGCACACACGCACGCAUAGGCACGUGCGCGCGCCGUGCAUACAUGUAUGCAUGCGGAGAUUGCAGAAUUUGUGGACAGUGGAGUCAGUGGAGAGCCGAGCGGGCCAACGGGCGUCUCUCUCACGGUGGCUCAUCUCGCAAACGGAACGGAGGCAACGGAGCUCCGAAUGCUCCGAUUUUCGCCGGAGUAGAGCGAGAGAAUGGUGAGACGUCCGCGUCUGUUCGGAAUGCCGAAGCGUCGCGACGCGCUCCGCUGGACUCUCUAGAAAUUCUCGCAAUUGUGCAAACGACAGAGAGAAAGAGAGAGAGAGAGAGAGAGAGAGAGAGAGAGAGAGAGAGGCAACGUGUGUGCGACGCGUGUGCGUGCACUGCGUGCGUGAGGUCGUUGCAUUGAUGGGAACUCCGUCGUCCGUCGUACUCUCGUCUCGUUGCCAUUCAGCCAUUUACCGUGCCAUGCGUUCACCCGCCGAGCUGCCGCUCAUCCGUCGUAAAUUGAACGUUACUCAUUAACGUCGGAAUUCCUCCUCAGUGCAUUCAUCAGAAUCACACCUGGCCAUCAGUUAUGCGGAGGGUUCAACAGGAUAAGUGGCGGUAUUAAAAUUGUAGUGCCAGAAGAAAAAUAUUCACAUCUGUGAUAUUCGGCAAUACAUCAUACCAUUAUCACAUCAUAUAUUAUGAUAAGUGAAAGCCCGUGUCUGUCUCGUACAGCAGCCAACAACACAACAGUGCUCUCUGAUGCAGUCAGUCUCGCGUGUCAGUUUGAGUUGGGAUCAACGUCAUUCUUAUACUAACAAUCAUAUGCCUGAAUAUAAAUAAACUGAACAAACAUGAGGGUGACAGCGUGCCAUUUUCGCCGCUGCGUAAUAGCAGGACUGUCCGUAGCACUAUUAUUUUGCGUCAUUCAAGUAAUACGAAUAGAGUUAGGAUUUAAUGAAUCUGAUAUGUCAAAUUUAAACAAAUUAAUGUACAUAUCACAAUUGAUCAAAGAAUCAGAACAGUCUUAUGUGAGAGAUGGUAUUGUUGCGUGCAAGUUACCUCAGUUGAAUAUCUCUAGUCCGGAAAUAAUGAAAUUCAUACAUGAUGUGCCACCCUUAUCUUGUGGGCCAGAAGAUUGGGUCAUAGUGGAAGGUUCAAGACUUGUUAUUACUAACAAAGCGAAGACGAAACACGGACAAAUAAGAUGCAUCUUCAGUGAAAUUAUUAGAACAGAUGACUACGAUACAAAAUUGUUGGACGGUAUAGAGGCUGAUGAUUUUUACAUUUUGAGGGAGAGCGAUUUUGCAGACGUCAGAUGCAAGUCGAAAAGUGGAGAUGUGUGGCACAGUAUACUCGCUGGCGUGAAAUAUGAUCCGUAUAUCAAACAGAAGCACAAUUGGGAGAACGUGCCGGACACAGGCCUGAAAUUGAACGUGCUUAUGUUCGGGUUCGAUUCGCUGUCACGAAACACGUUUGUUCGCAAACUCCCCAAGACUUAUCGUUUCAUAAAACAACUGAAUGCUCUGGUGCUAGAGGGAUACAACAUUGUAGGGGAUGGCACACCGCAGGCACUUAUUCCGAUCCUAACCGGCAAGAUCGAACUUGAAUUACCGGAAACGCGGAAACGAAUUCACAAUGCGAAUUACGUUAACGUAUAUCCUAUGAUAUGGAAUAAAUAUGAAGAACACGGAUACAUAACAAGUUUUAUGGAAGAUGUACCGCACAUCGGAACGUUUACUUAUCGCCUGAAAGGAUUUGAUAAGCAACCGACUCACCACUAUAUGCGCACCUAUUAUCUAGCCGCUUCUCCAUACUUUAAAACAUAUAAUAAAUUCUGCAUAGCUGGCACUCCACGUCAUAUGGUGAUGAUGAAUUACAUAAAAACGAUAUUCAACACGUAUAAAAACCAGCCAAAAUUCGCGUUUGGAUUUCAUGGAGAACUUUCUCACGACUCUUACAACGAUAUCGGGGCAGUGGACGAUGAUUUAUAUUCUUGGGUGAAAGAUCUUUACGAUCUCGGACAUUUGAACAAUACCAUUUUAAUUUUGAUGAGCGAUCAUGGACACAGAUUCGCAGACAUUCGUAACACUUUGCAAGGCAAGCAAGAGGAAAGAUUACCGUUUUUCUCCUUCAUUUUUCCACCUUGGUUCAAGCAAGCCCACCCACAAGCAUACGCAAACUUUGUGUACAACACACAAUACUUAACAUCACCAUUUGACAUACACAAGACGUUGGAGAACAUACUUGACUUUGAUACGCCAAAAGAUGGGGAUCGUCGUCAACGAGCCAUCAGUUUGUUUGAUAAGGUGCCUCUAGAUAGAACAUGCGCAGAUGCCUUCAUAGAGCCUCAUUGGUGUGCUUGUCUCGGGUGGAAAGAAGUUUCAAUUGACGACACGAACGUUGUGGCCGCUGCCAACUACUUUGUUCAAUUCCUUAAUGGCUACACCGAGGAUCAUCACGAUAUAUGCGCGAUACUACAUUUGGACGAAAUUUUAUGGGCUGCUAAGCUCAUACCCACCAAAGGUUUACUUAACUUCCGAAAAUCCGGAGAUCAAGACGGUUUUAUAGGUGACUUCAGUGCCAAAACUAAAGUAAUGACUGAGAUUUAUCAAUUGAAAGUAAGAACAGUACCAGGUGACGCGUUGUUCGAAGUUAGCAUUAUUCAGGAUCUUGUGAAGAAUACUUUUCAUACUAAGAUCUCCGAUGUUAGCAGAAUUAAUAUGUAUGGAUCUCAGGCGAGAUGCGUGGAAAACUCGCUGUUUCAUUUACGCAAAUAUUGUUAUUGCAAGGAAUAGGUGACGCUUACCUAGCAUAAUUUUCAACAUUGUUCAUACAAGAACAGUGUGUGGAUCGAACCAUCAAUCAAAAUAAAUCUUGAUUGUAAGGA
Messenger RNA from Temnothorax curvispinosus, 2949 nucleotides. RefSeq lists its product as uncharacterized. Lineage: Eukaryota; Metazoa; Arthropoda; Insecta; Hymenoptera; Formicidae. The record is from RefSeq and is a predicted model, not a curated record. The transcript has 12 exons. The coding region runs from base 914 to 2857 and encodes 647 amino acids.